Botrytis byssoidea is the source of this 312-nucleotide messenger RNA. RefSeq lists its product as uncharacterized. Lineage: Eukaryota; Fungi; Ascomycota; Leotiomycetes; Helotiales; Sclerotiniaceae. The record is from RefSeq and is a predicted model, not a curated record. Bases 1 to 312 code for a protein of 103 amino acids. The transcript is spliced from 2 exons.
AUGCAAUGGAGAAAAGGCUUCAAUUACCUAGUCUUGUCUAAUAAUCCCACAAACCAAGGUUGUGAUUUCAACCUUCCAGUUAAGCUUGCACCUGCAUCUAACUGCCACAACACUGCCACUGCCACUGCCACAAGAGCCAUUAAACCAACCCACAUUUUCUGCCAAAGCGUUGCAUCACAAGAACUCGCAAACUAUGAUAAGUUUAUCAUUAGUGAUCCUGUAUCAAUCAUGACAUAUCCAAUUGAUAGACUCGAAGUCGAUGUUUAUGAAGCUGAAGAUGAUGAAAAAAGAAUGAAUGAUAGCUAUGGUUAA